AGGCGCAGCUAUGGCAGCAGACAGCGCACCGCCGCCACGCCUCGGCACUUAACAAGAAAAAACACGUUUAUUUUAUUAUUUUUGCUCUUUUGUUUCGUCCUUUUCGCUUCUGCCUGCGCGUGUCGAGCGUGUUCGUUUUUUCGCUUUUGUUUUUGUCUCACAGCUUCGUCAGCGUCGCGAUUUUUCGGCUUCUAGGACAGACCGUGGACUAAAGAAUAAUAAUUUAAAAAAAAAACAAUAAAUGAAAUAAAGGGAAAAUGCGCGGAUCGCUUUGGGAACCUCUCUUCUUCGCUGAUUGCGAAGCUGCAGCCUAGAAUCUGAUGCUUCUGGUCAUUUUCAGAGCCUGAAAUCGUGCUCGGUGUAACCGUCUCGCUGCAAAAGAGCUCCCUGGAUUUCAGCAGCACCCCCCCAACACACAUACACACACCACCUUCACCCCCCCAUCCCCCCCACCCCCCACCCCCCCCGCGCGAAGAGGAUGCUGUGGAUGUGAUGAAGCUGUGCUGAAGGAUGGGGAAGGAUCAGGAGCUGCUUCAGGCCGUGAAGACCGAGGAUCUGCUCACCGUGCAAAAGAUCCUGCAGAGACCCAAACCAGGCAAAGCGAAGUUGCUGGGUUCUGCUAAGAAGGUCAACGUUAAUUUCCAGGACACAGACGGGUUUUCUGCGCUCCACCAUGCUGCUCUCAACGGAAACUUGGAGCUCAUCUCUCUGCUGCUGGAGUCUCAGGCCAUGGUGGACAUCAGGGACCAGAAAGGUAUGCGCCCCCUGCACUACGCUGCCUGGCAGGGUAGAUCUGAGCCCAUGAAGCUGCUGCUGAAGUCUGGCUCUUCAGUCAAUGGCCAGUCAGAUGAAGGCCAGAUUCCCCUGCACCUGGCAGCACAGCACGGACACUAUGAUGUGUCAGAGAUGCUGCUGCAGCACCAGUCGAACCCCUGCAUCGUGGACAACGCUGGAAAAACCCCAUUGGACCUGGCCUGCGAGUUCGGCCGUGUCGGAGUGGUUCAGCUGCUCCUCAGCAGUAAUAUGUGUGCGGCUCUUCUGGAGCCCAAACCCGGAGAUUCGACCGACCCCAAUGGGACAAGUCCGCUACACCUGGCCGCAAAGAAUGGACACAUAGACAUCAUCAGGCUGCUGAUUCAGGCAGGCAUCGAUAUCAACAGGCAGACGAAAGCUGGCACUGCCCUCCAUGAGGCGGCACUGUGUGGCAAAACAGACGUGGUGCGCCUCCUGCUGGACAGCGGCAUUAAUGCGACAGUAAGGAACACGUACAGCCAGACUGCACUGGACAUCGUCUACCAGUUCACAGCCACACAGGCCAGCAAGGAGAUCAAACAGAUGCUGAGAGAUGCGUCGGCCGCCCUGCAGGUCAGGGCUCUGAAGGAUUAUUGCAACAACUACGACCUGACCAGCCUCAACAUCAAAGCAGGAGACGUCAUCACAGUUUUGGAGCAGCACUCGGACGGCAGAUGGAAAGGCUGUAUUCAUGACAACCGCACAGGAAAUGACCGAGUGGGCUACUUCCCUUCCAGCAUAGUGGAGGUGAUCUGCAAAAGGCCAGGUGCUCCAGGUUCAUGGAGUACAGUCGUUUGUACCCAACAGUAUCAAACCAUCCCGCUGUGCGUGAGUGGUUGCGCGUCCCCCACUGCCGCCUUGCCGAAUGGGGAAUCGUAUCAUGAGAUUCUUAUCCUGCCGCCUCCACCCGUGCCACAUGCCCAUCAGCCACUUUUUACUUCCUUUGGGUAUAACAGGUCGCAAAGCACCCCAACUGAGCCACUCAACCAACAAGGUUCCCGCGGUUCAGAGUCCAGCCCUCACGGCUCCCCGACUCCCUCUGGCGGGCCACAGGGGGGCAGCAGUGAGGAGAUCUGGGUCCUGCGCAAGCCUGUAGCAGGUGGAGAUCGCAGCAGUGUGGGCAGUUCGGGCAGCGUGGCCAGUGCCCGCUCCUCAGGUAGCGGCCAGAGCGCUGGGAGCAGCUCCCACAUUCUCCAUGCCCAGGCUGAGGGGGUGAAGCUUCUGGCUACAGUGCUGUCGCAGUCAGCUAAAGCUAAAGAGCACCUUCUGGAACAGUCCAAGUCCCUGGAACAUUCGUCCAUUACCACAACGAAGGGUCCCACCUCGCGCAGCCAGAGCGUGUCGAGCUGUCCUCUCCACGAGCAGCCGUACUCAGAGUCUCAGAGGAAAGUUGACGCUCAGUCCGAGGGGAAGAGCUCAGAGGCCGUUAUCGAAUGGCUGAGCGAAUUUCAGCUGCAGGUCUACGCUCCAAACUUCAUCAACGCCGGCUAUGACAUUCCCACCAUUAGCCGAAUGACCCCAGAGGACCUGACAGCCAUUGGCGUAACUAAACCAGGUCAUCGCAAGAAGAUGACCUCAGAGAUCAACAAGCUCAGCGUGACAGAGUGGACACCUGACCAAAAGCCUGCUAAUCUCGGCGAGUGGUUAACCAUGAUAGGGCUGAGUCAGUACUACCAAGUUCUGGUCCAGAACGGCUAUGAGAACAUUGAGUUCAUCACUGACAUCACCUGGGAGGACCUGCAGGAGAUCGGCAUCACGAAGCUCGGCCACCAGAAGAAGCUCAUGCUGGCUGUGAAGAAGCUGGCAGAGAUGCAGAAAAGCUCUGAAAAUCGAAAUACGCGUAAGAAACCUCCAUCCUCACAGGACAUGGUGGCUAUCGAGAGCCCUCCACCGGACAGUGGAGAGUGCAUGUCUCCAAAGAUGACCACCUUCCAGGACAGCGAGCUGAGCGGGGAACUUCAGGCUGCCCUGAGCCGCCCUGUAAAUGUGCAGGAUGGACCUGAGGUCCGAAAUAAUGCCAACGGGGGUCCGGUUCCCCAGCAGCGCUCACGUAGCCUCCAUGAGAACAGCAUCAACAAGAGCCGGGACUCAGAGGAACCGAUUGGUCCUCCUAGAAAAGAGGCUCGUACAAUGCGUCAGAGCAGUCAGGCGGGAGGCCAGAGAGGAAGUGUUUCACAACCAAAACCACGACAGUCUUACCCACAAGGCAGUGGUCCUCCUUAUACUCCACCUCAGACUCCGACCAAGACCAAGCCGCCUUCCUCUCAGACCAUGGCAUCAUCUCAGACCAAGCCCAAACCGAGCCCCCAGCUUCUGCAGCAGACAGAGAGACCCAUGUCCCCUCGCUCUAUGCCUCAGUCUCCAACUCACAGAGGGCAUCCACAACCAGCCCCACAGCCUGUGGAGAGUGUAGAAGCAGUGCAGUCAGCACCAGCUGUCUCUGUACCUCUCCUGUGCCUGCCACCAGAGGGUGAUGCUGACGAUGGAAAUGAGCAAGGUACACCAAAGAAGCGAGCUCACAGUCUGAACCGCUAUGCUGUUUCCGAUAGUGAAACAGAGCGGGAUGAGGUAAACGUGCCAGACAUGGGUGGCAAAUACGCAACCGUCCAGCAUCGGGUGGGCCGAAGUAACUCCAUGAAAGGGCAAGCAGACAAGAAUGUGAACCGCAGCCAGUCUUUUGCUCUUAGGCAGAAGAAGAAGGGUCCUCCACCGCCUCCACCCAAACGCUCCAGCUCGGCUAUCUCCAGCUCCAGCAGCAACCUGACUGAGGUGCCCAAAGAAACAGGCACAGGUGGUCACCUCCUGGAUGUCAAUUACCAACCACAGAGACGCGCCAGUGACCUGGGGGGCACCGUGGACACAGGAAGUGCGGGCAGUGUAAGGAGCAUCGCUGCCAUGCUGGAGAUGUCCUCCAUUGGAGGGGGAGCUAAAGGUCUGGCUCAGAAAUCUACAGGACAUUAUCUACAGGUGAGUACAACAGGCGGGAAGCAACACGAUGCCAUUGGUCUGGAUGGAGAGGUGGUGAACCGGCGCAGGACCAUCAGUGGGCCAGUGACUGAUCUGGUGGCUGCAGCUAAAAGAGGUCCACACCAGCCUCAGCCUAUGCAGAUCCAGCAAGUCCAGCAGGUCCAGGACAGACUGUCACAGGAACCUCAGCAAAGCUCUACUGGCAGCUCAGCCGAAAAUCUGCCAUUCGCUGAGGAUGGAAACCUCACCAUCAAGCAGAGACCCAGACAGGGCAAGGGUGAGGGUGAUGACGGAGUGGAUGGUAUAUAUUCCCUGCCACAAGAGGAGCCCCCCAACAUGGAUGGUACAAGCACUUUUAAAAGGAGGACCUGGAGCUCCAAGCAACACCAAGAGGAAGCCAAGUUCCACCUCAUUGAGUCCAACACGGUGAAACGAAGACCCAAAAGCAGGGAGAACAAGGAGUCUGAGGAGCCGCAGCAGCAAGAACCACAGGCUGUGCCUUACCAGAACGGUACUGGCACCAUCAAGAGACGCCCAACAUCUGACAUGACUGUGUCUGAACAGCCUAGGCCACAGGAGCAUGUAGAGAACAAGCCUCGCAGGGACAGCGCAGACCUGGAGGGCCAGCUUAAUGAAAGCAUGCCUCGCAAACCUGCCAAACCUCCAGUGUCACCCAAACCUGUUCUGGCCCAACAUUUGAAGAAGCAGGGACCUCCGGCUGCCGUGACCAAGAAAGCCCCUUUUCCUGGACCAGGGGCACCUGGCAGCCCAGUUGAAGGGAAGAAAAUGCCUCCUCCAGUUUCUCCGAAACCCACCCCUCCUCCCACGGCUCCCAAGCCGUCGAAGAACAUCCUUCAGUCCAUGAAUGCAACGCCCAACCAGACCCCUGUGCCAUCUCCAGCAAGGCAACCGGUCACGAAGAUCGAAAGCCCAGCUUUGACCAAACCCGGUCAAGUCCCGACUCCGCCGGCCCAAAGCCCCCAGACUCCACACACACCGCAGACCCCGGUGACGCCACAAACCCCGCAGACGCCCCAAACUCCCCAGACCCCUGUGCCUCCCCCUGUGAAGCCUCCUCGCUCCUCCAUCAGUGGGGUGUCUAUGGACAGUGGCAGCGGCGGAUCAGGGCCAGGAUCGGGAGUAAUGACUGCGGAUGCUGUGCAGCAGAAGAUUGAGGAGACUAGCGCUUCACUGGCUGCAGCAUUACAGGCCGUGGAAGAGAAGAUUAAAGAAGACAGGCACAGAGACUCAGUGACAGAGAACAAGAGCACAGUGAGCAUCCUGGACGACAUCGGCAGCAUGUUUGACGACCUGGCAGACCAGCUGGACGCCAUGCUGGAGUGAAGAGCACAGCCUGCGUCUCUGUGGCACAACCUCAGGACCCAGGAGAGCACAAAAAGGGCACAAAUAACCAACCGACUAACCAAACAAACCCACAAAACCUUCAGAACCUCCAAAACCUCCGACCCCCAGCCUCCUGUACCUUCUCCCUCCUGUUCUUCUCCUGCUUCCUGAAUAUCCCCACUCUCCUUCUCUCUCCCCCCCGAAGUUGGUUUGCACAACCCCCACAGGUGAAGUGACCUCAGGGCUGGGCGAUGAAGAUCAUCCAGGGCUUUACGAGGGUGGAGAGGGCAGAGGACGAGUUUUACCAGAAAAUAAACUCAACUGUCUGUUCUUUUCCAUUCAAAAAUGCUAUCGUGAGGAAUGAAUAGAAAAACAAUACCAAUAAUUACUGUAUAUGAAAUUAUAGUAUGGUAUGUGUACAUUGUAAGCAUGAGGAAAGUUUGUAUCUAUAAAGAAAAAAAUCUCAUAGUGAGAGUCAUGCAUUAGUACAGUAAUAUAUAUAUAUAUAUAAGUAUAUAUAUAUAAAUAUAUAUAAAUAUUUUAUUUUGUUUUUAUUUCAUGGUAAAUGGUACAAUACAGUGUUAUGUUACAGAACUCUAUGGACUUUCCUGACAGAAAUACAAAUUUUUCUAUGACAAAAACAGAGUUUAAAAAAGAUGCUAAGCUAGCUGUCAUAUAAAUAUAUAUUAACUGUGCUCAGUAGAGGGCAGUAGUGAGCCGUGUUGACUUUAGUGAUUGGAGUUCCUGUGAAAUCCUACUCUGCUCUGUGUGCUUGCCUCGAGCUCCCGUACCUCUGUAUAGAACCUUUUAGUUUUCCGCUGCCUCAUUCAACACGGAUGUGUCCGCACGAGGGAUGGGCAUGAACUCAGUUCAGUUUAUUCAUUAGCACUGUUUACAAACAGUCAUCGUCCUGAUCCAGAUGCAAAAAAGGGUUGAGAAGUUGACUGUUCUAUCGGCUAAAAUGAUUAAAAACGCAAUCAAGGGAGGUCUCAGAACAAACAAGGUGGUGAUGUGGACCAAUCACAGUCAGGGGGAGGUCCCAGAACAAACAAGGUGGUGAUGUGGACCAAUCACAGUCGGGGGAGGUCUCAGAACUAACAAAGCAGUGCUUAAAACCAGUCACAGUCAGGGGGAGGUCUCAGAACUAAUGAGGCAGUGAUUAGAACUAAUCACAGUCAGGGGGAGGGCUCAGAACGAAUAGAAAAUUGCAAAAACUUGUGUGUCUGUUAUUAGCUGUAUUCAACUAAUCAAAUUAGUUGUGUCUAAUCAAAUCCAACUGAUGAAAUGAUGUUACUAUUUGCAUAUUCAUAAAUAUUAAAAUGCCCAUCCCUGGUCCGUAUGUGCCAUCAUGCCCCCGUUUCUGCCCCCCAACCUCGUCCUGCGCAGUGUCUCGUGUGCCUUAACACGACAGGUGACCUCAGAGCUGAAAACACACUCACGGAUGUUGAUUCUGGGAGUCAGUAGAGGGUGCUGUGGAGAGAUUCUGAACAAAAUAGAAAUCAGUGACCUCAAUCUAAACAAAUCCUGGCCUGAGCAGAUAACAAAACUGCAGUAUAAUAUAGAAGAUAAAAGCCCCCAUGACAUCACCACAGGUUUACAACUACAGUUUUAGAACAACGUUUGGUUCUUUUCAUAAAUCUUGCACCACCUAGCCAUUGAAGGCGGUAAUAUCUCAAGACAUAAAAGCUGCAUGACUUAUGUUUACGCCAAAUUUAUUCUUUUUCAGUUAAGUUUACGAGUAGGAUUAGCAUCAUGACAGUAGACUGGCAAUGGCAAACUGGACAUUCCCUGUUUUUGAAAGGAGCAAAUAUGGAAAGCUCUGCCACCGCAAACGGCAACAGCAGCAUGCUGCAGUGGUUUGCAUGAUGUUCCACCAAGAACCGUCACAAAUGAAUAAUCCAGGUUGUAUUUCCUCGGAAAUGCAGGCACUGAACGCCCAUAGUUUCAGUGUCCAGGGGGUUAUUCCACAAAGCAGGAUUCCCCAGUUAGCCAGACAACUUAAGGCCAAAGAUGAGGACUGUCCAAUGGGAAUACUCAGCUCUUUUCUUAUUGAACAGGCUUGACUUUGAGCUCAAGUUAUCCAGCUAAACUGAGAAAUCCUGCUUUGUGGAAUAUUCCCAGGUGUAGCUACUGGAUAACAAAAUCAAACGACUGUUGUAAAGAUUAGUAUGUUAAAAACACCUUCCAAGAUAAAACAGUGGCUAACACCUCUCGCACACUGCAAGGAACACCAGUAAUGCAACCGUCAUUGCACUGUUUACAUGACUGUUGUUACACCAGUUCAAUGACAAGAAUGUUAAGUCUUGCAAGCCAAACUCGUGCCUGCUGUCAGAGAGUCAAUUCGUCACUUACCAUGACCAAGAACGGCCAACUUUGACAGGUAGAGGCCGUUUGACUGACGCAAAUUAACCAAUCACAAUCAACGUGGCCUGCAACAAAAAAACCCACAGCAAACUCAUGAGAAUCUCAGUUAGAAGCUACUGAAUGCUCAAAAAAUCCCUACAUUAACUUUAACAUCAUACUUUUCA
Molecule: messenger RNA, 7631 nt
Organism: Pygocentrus nattereri (red-bellied piranha)
Lineage: Eukaryota; Metazoa; Chordata; Actinopteri; Characiformes; Serrasalmidae
Gene: caskin1
Product: CASK interacting protein 1
Molecular function (GO): protein binding
Source: RefSeq, a predicted model, not a curated record